AUGAGUAUUAAAGAAUAUUUUUACAUACUUUUUUUUUUAUUUUUAGUUUUUUUAUCAUCACAUGGAUGUAAUAGUGGGACAAAAAAUCAAAAAAAAAACAAACCUUCUGUUAAAAAAAAAGGAAAGGUAUAUCCAAAAAAGAAACCAAUUGAUGGUAAAAUUAAUGAUAAAAUUACUAAUGAUAAAAAUGAUAACGAUAAAACAGAAAAUAAAGGUGAUACAAAAAAAAGCAGGAAAUCUGUUAGGCCACCUCGUUUCUAUCCAGAUGCUAAUCAAAUGAGAUAUGAUGGUAAAAAAGAAGCAUCACUUAAAAUUGAUAAAACUCAAUCAAAACCAUCUAUAAUAAAAGAUUCUGGUAAAAUUUUGGAUAAUAAAGGGGAUCGAAUAAAGAAUCCAUCUGAUACAAAUAGAAUACCCUUAGAUAAAACUUUACCAAGUAAAAAAUCUGAAAUUAAUCGUCCUAAAGUUAAAGAAGUAGUAGUAAAAGAAGUUGGAAAAUAUUCCAUAAUAGAUGGUGGAUUACAAAGUUCUAGAAAAGACAAUAAAAAUAAGAAUGACGAAGAAAUGUCUAGUCCAGAUUUAAAUAAAGAAACAAAAGAUGAGACCACAAAUUUGAAGGAAAAAAUGACAGAAAAUACCAAAGAACCGACUCAGGCAGGUGGAACAUCUAAAAAAGGUAAAAAAACAGAUGAUCCAAGACCAAAAAAAAUUGAAUUAGACGAGAAAGAAAAAUUAAUUGCUACGGGUGCAAUAGCAAAAAAGAAAAAAACCGAUUAUCCUACAAUGGAUGAUGUGUUAUCUGAUUGGGAUACUGAAAAAGAAAAAGCUGGACAAAAUUUAGGUAAAGAUCCUUUAUCUGAUAAUGGUAAAAAGAAUGAUAGUUUAAAAAACAAUGAAGAAAUUGCAAAAGAACCAGAAGUAAAAACUUCAGUAUUGAAAGAUCCAGAAGUAAAAUUGCAAAAUUAG
Strongyloides ratti is the source of this 966-nucleotide messenger RNA. RefSeq lists its product as hypothetical. Bases 1 to 966 code for a protein of 321 amino acids. The transcript has a single exon. The record is from RefSeq and is a predicted model, not a curated record. Lineage: Eukaryota; Metazoa; Nematoda; Chromadorea; Rhabditida; Strongyloididae.